GGGAGAGAGGGCGUAUGAAAGAGAGCCGAUGAGAAUGGUACAAACCCGAACAGCUUUGUGUGUCACACUCGAAUACAUCGCAUCCACAGCUAUGACCUAGGCGCGGAUCGUCGCUCUCAAGACAAGCGCAACAUCGGAGAGAGCAAUUACGCAAGGUUCCGAUAGAGAAUGAAUGAGAAGCUGUAUCCAACAAUUCCAAAACGCCCGGUUGAUCUCAUUUUGCUACCAUUAGAGCAUCAACUGGAUUACCAUAAGGGAGCGACGAGAACGGAGCACAGUAGCAACAACGUCUUUACAAUUGAGGAAUAAGAGAUUUUGCUCCAAUAAUUGAAUCAUUUACUUUUCAUCAAAACACAAAUAUCUGUAUGUAUUUAGAGGUGUAUUUCCAAGGACACAUAAAUUAAAGCGCGGUUAGCCGUCUUUAGGUCCACUUGGAUUUGAGCAUAUUGACACUUUAUUAGUUAUCCUGAUGGAAACUGCUUCAAAAGCUCGUCGGCUAUCCAAUGUGUCAACGGCAUCUAACGUGUCCAAUGUGUCCACGUCCAGCGCAGGGACUGAGGUAGGACAGAGCGAUGUGCAGAUUUGGGGGGACAGACCUUUACCUGUCGACUACCUUGGUGACAUCUCGAUCCUGGAUGACGGGAGAUGGUCUAACUCUAGCGUGAAGAAACAUCACCACAAACACAACCUGAAGCACCGCUACGAACUGCUGGAGACACUGGGGAAAGGGACAUACGGCAAAGUGAAGAAAGCCAUCGAGAGACAAUCCGGCAAAGUGGUGGCCAUUAAGUCCAUCAGGAAGGAGAAGAUCAAGGAUGAUCAGGACAUGGUUCACAUCCGCAGAGAGAUCGAGAUCAUGUCCUCCCUCAAACACCCUCACAUCAUCUCCAUCUACGAAGUGUUUGAGAACAAGGACAAGAUAGUGAUGGUGAUGGAAUACGCCAGUAAGGGAGAGCUGUAUGAUUACAUCAGCGAGCGACGGCGGCUGAGCGAGAGAGAGACACGACACUUCUUCAGGCAGAUUGUUUCCGCCGUGCACCACUGUCACAAGAACGGAGUUGUGCACAGAGAUUUAAAACUGGAAAACGUGCUGCUGGAUGAAAACUGUAAUAUCAAGAUUGCUGACUUCGGUCUGUCCAACCUUUACCACAAAGACGAGCUCCUUCAGACGUUCUGUGGCAGCCCUCUGUACGCCUCACCAGAGAUCGUCAACAGCAGGCCCUACCAUGGUCCAGAGGUAGACAGUUGGGCCCUAGGAGUGCUUCUCUACACCCUGGUCUAUGGGACCAUGCCCUUUGAUGGGGAAGACCACAAUAAACUCAUCCGCCAGAUCACCAACGGAGAGUACAGGGAACCUACACAGUCCUCAGAUGCUCGUGGUCUGAUCCGCUGGAUGUUGAUGGUUAACCCGGAGCGUCGAGCCACGGUGGAAGACAUCGCCAACCACUGGUGGGUCAAUUGGGGCUGGAAGACCAGUGUGUGUGACUGUGACAUCCAGAAGGACAACAGUGGCUGCAUCUCUUCUCCAACGCUAGCACGCUUUAUCGACUGGCAGAACCGCACCACAGAGUCACCCAGGGUGGCGCUGGUCAAGCCUCCCCGCUUGGAACACCCCGCCGCACCCCCCCACGCUGGCCGCCAGCGCCUAAGGAAGUCCAGGAAGGAGAAUGAUAGCGGAGCACUCCACCAUCACACCGCGUGGGAAGACAAAGACAAACCAGGACUGAAGAGACCCAAGGGGAUCCUGAAGAUGCAUGUGUCUGAGCAGAGGUCCCACAGCCUGGGGGAGAUCGAGCUGAGUCGCUCCCUGCACUUCCACGAGGGAAGGGAGCUGCUCUCCAGCCCCGAGAGGGAUGAGGAGGAGGACGAUGAUCAGGAUCGCCUGGGGGUCUCGCCGGCCAAGAUGGUGCCCAUCCUCCCCAAGAAGGGCAUCCUGAAGAACAACCAGCAGCGGGAGUCUGGCUACUACUCCUCCCCGGAGCGCAGUGAGUCCUCUGAACUGCUAGGGGGCAGCACCUCCAUGACCCCACCCGUCAGCUCACCAACAAAGAGGUCCAUGGGGAGAAAGGGCAUAUUGAAGCGUAAUGGGAAGUAUGGCAACUCCACUUCCUUCCACAGUGGCUUGUCCAAUAUGAGCUACCACGGAGAGACUCCGGGGGACUCGGGCCUCUCUCGCAGCCAGAGUAAACCCUCCAGUAUUGUCUGUGAGGAGAUGGGUCUCUCCAGUGUUCCCCCCUUAAUGGGAAUGGAUUGGUCUCCCUCGUCCCCGCAGCCACACGUCAGGGCCUGUAUGUCGGCUGAGGAUCUACUCCAGCUGGCAGGCUUCAGACGGGGCCUCCAGACGGCUGCAGGGGGGCUCCAUGGGGGGAAGGUGGGGACCCGAGGGACACCAGGGUCUCCUGGUGACGACGGCAGCUUCUCUCUGCUAGGGGACAUGGAUGAUAUGACCCAGGUCUAUCAACACACCCUGGACAUCAGCAGCAAUCUGACCUAGAGGAGGGGGAGUUUGGAAGGGAAGGGACAUGGGAAGGACAGACACACACUUGAACCUUCAUUUCUGGGUUAGGACUGGCCAGGUGUGUUGUGAACUGGGCACCCCAGCCACCUUAAUGUACUGAAUCUACCCUCUCAGAGACAGUGCUGCUGUAAAUCUGCUAUAUGGUCAAUAGAGCUAAAUAAAUAUUGUGUUGUAUGUCACUCAGAGUCACAAACCAUGCUGUGGUGAAGCUCAAUGUAAUAGACAGUUAGGGCUACUGUUCAUGUUAUCUCAAUGUAAUAGACAGUUAGGACUACUGUUCAUGUUAUCUCAAUGUAAUAGACAGUUAGGACUACUGUUCAUGUUAUCUCAAUGUAAUGGACAGUUAGGACUACUGUUCAUGUUAUCUCAAUGUAAUAGACAGUUAGGACUACUGUUCAUGUUAUCUCAAUGUAAUAGACAGUUAGGACUACUGUUCAUGUUAUCUCAAUGUAAUGGACAGUUAGGACUACUGUUCAUGUUAUCUCAAUGUAAUGGACAGUUAGGACUACUGUUCAUGUCAUCUCAACCUAAUGAUAACCAUGUGUUAUCUAUUUAUAUUGUUGAAACAGACAUAUAUUGCCUGUGUGUUUGGGUCAUUACAAGACGUACUGAGGUGUAUGUACCCUUCAAGGAAUGGUACUGUAUAAUAGUAUUGCUUGAUUGAAUUGACAUGAAUGUCCUAAUCCAGCAGGACAUCUAUUGUUCAGUAUCACAGUGGGAAGGUUGAAGAGCAAACCGUGUGUAUUGAUAUAAGUCUACUGUAUGGGCCGUCCACAGGAAGUGCCUUUAUUAGUGCUAUGUUAUCACGGACUGUAUUUCCUGAAGGUUUAUGGAGGAACAGAUAGAUAACCAACCAAACUCACCACGAGACACAACUAUAGGGAGGCGAUUCACAGAGCUGUGACCACGCAGUCUCCCGAGGCGAAACAACUAGGACUUGUUCAUGUUCGUAACCAUUUGGUUUCACAGUAGAACUGUCCUUGUUUUAGAAAGGGGACUGAAAGACAGAACGACUGAAAGAACAGAAGAAGGGUGGGUAGAGACGUGGAGUCAAAACUUAAGUCUAUUCACAGAGUUGUGGCUACAAGCCCUCCAGUCUACAGGACUAGCUCAUGUGUAGGACAUAUGUAAAUGAACUGUCGUUGUUUUAGAAAGAGAAAUAGUGAAAAAACAAGUCGAUAGACGUGAGUCAGUGGGAGGGGUUAAUGGGUUGGUUGUAGAGGUCUUGUUUGUGGAGGGAAGUUGGGUGCUGGCUAGGGCUGUUACACCUCUUCCUCCCCAGACUGAAGACUCAGAGUGUAGAGAGAAAAGAGGGGUUGAGAGAGAGGGCUGAGAGAGAGAGAGAGAGGGCUGAGAGAGAGAGAGGGCUGAGAGAGAGAGAGGGCUGAGAGAGAG
Messenger RNA from Oncorhynchus gorbuscha (pink salmon), 3913 nucleotides. Its product is annotated as NUAK family SNF1-like kinase 1. Gene Ontology annotation, cellular component: cytoplasm. The record is from RefSeq and is a predicted model, not a curated record. The transcript is spliced from 8 exons. Lineage: Eukaryota; Metazoa; Chordata; Actinopteri; Salmoniformes; Salmonidae. Bases 470 to 2494 code for a protein of 674 amino acids. Gene Ontology annotation, biological process: microtubule cytoskeleton organization; intracellular signal transduction; protein phosphorylation. Gene Ontology annotation, molecular function: ATP binding; tau-protein kinase activity; protein serine/threonine kinase activity.